This is a messenger RNA of Brassica rapa (field mustard), 2428 nucleotides long. RefSeq names its product purine permease 14. Gene Ontology annotation, molecular function: purine nucleoside transmembrane transporter activity. Gene Ontology annotation, cellular component: membrane. NCBI's taxonomy places the organism in Eukaryota, Viridiplantae, Streptophyta, Magnoliopsida, Brassicales, Brassicaceae. The record is from RefSeq and is a predicted model, not a curated record.
AGAAGUUUCUUUCAUCAAAGUUUCAAUUACUCAAAAUAGUGUUUUAGCAGUAAUACUGCAACACCUAUGUUGAAUUGAGGAACAUGUAGAAAAUUGGCAUCGAUGAUGGUUGGUAACAGAAAGCUGAAAUAUAUAUAAUCCAUGGAGGCUAGUGGUAGUUACUUUGACUUUGUGAAUCUGUUGACACAAGUUAGGUUAUGCACUUAUGCUACUUAAACCUUUACAUCCAUACCAUGGCUGCCUCAGUUUCUGUGUCAAGCCAUAAGCUUUAAAGUUUCCAGUUUUAAUUGAUUGGGAUGUCGAGUGGUGUUAUUUGCAUAGGGUGCAGUGUGGUUGAGAGCUUUUAUGUCUAUGGGGCAUAUAGUUUCAAUUCAUCAAUACUGAAGAGGUAGAUUAGGGUCUAGUGGGUGUAGAGCGAGGUACAAACAGUGUGGGGCCAUUUUAUGAUCAAACGCGGGUAAUACGUUCAAGUAGAUUGCGUAUCAUCAAUCUGUAGACUCAGGAUUCUAAGUAAAAUGCCAAAUGAAUUGCCUCUCUAUUCAUCUUCCUUGAUUUCUUGUUUCAAAAUCUCUCGGAGAUUCAUUUGGCCUGAGAAUGAUUACUGUCUGCAUUUCUAAACUGGCAAACAAAUUACUGCGUACAAGUAAUGAAUGACAGUGGAAAAGAUAACCUCUGUGUGGGAUUAAUUACUUUCAUUAUUUCAUUCGUAUAAUAUGAGUUUAACUUACCGUAGUGAUGUUACCAUUAUAUAUGCAAAUAUAGUUUGGAAUGGUGACGAAGCAACGCAGAGAAAAUAUCUAAACAACGAGGCGUAGACAUGAGCUCACUUGAUUGACCAUUACGCCGCCAAGAAGACUUCUGUUACGUGUAUAUUUUUUAUUUUUGAGCAACCUGUUACGUGUAUAUAAAACACUUCUCUUACGUGCAUAUAAAACACUUCUCAUGCCAUUAUCCCCAGCACAACAAACACACGAAUCGGAUCUCCGACAGUACAUUGAAGUCAAAAUCGCUAAGAAUCUCCGACAACCAGUUCCAAACCAUGGCUCAGAAUCAGCCAAUCUUUCAGACAGAAGAACAUUUUGUGCAGAUUCCCGUCAGCAUCGAGCGUGAUUCAACCACACUCAUAAACUCAAACCGGAAACCAAACCAUUGGCCGACAAUUCUCCUCUCAACCGUCUUCGUCAUCAUAGGCCAAUCCAUAGCCAAACUCCUCGAAAACUUCUACUACGACAAAAUCAACCGAAGCGAGUACAACGAACACCGCCAAAACGACGGCGUUUGGACUCAAGCUCUCCUCCAAACCGUCGGCUUCCCUCUCCUCCUCCUCCCGUUCAUCAUCCUCACCGCCAAGAAACAGAACCAACCAUCUUCCGACAACCAGUUACACUACAAAUCCUUAGCGGUAAUCUACAUCUGCAUCGGGAUCGUCAUGUCGGUUCAGGGAAGACUCUCCGCAAUGGGAAAGCUCGAGAUACCAUUCGGUAUCUUCACCCUCAUCUACACAACGCAGCUCUUCUUCACUCCCAUCUUCGCUAGCUUCGUCAACAAAACCAAGUUCAACAGAUGGGUCGUCAUCUCAUUGCUCUUAGCAAUCGUCACCGGAGCUCUCACGUUAUCAUCCUCAUUCGGCGGCGAGCCGGACGAGGCGGAGCUGAAUUACGCAAGAGGCUCAUGGGCCGCUCUGUUCGCCGCCCUCUGCUUCUCUCUCCUCCUCUGUAACAUCCAAAACGUCUUCGACAGCUACAUCUUCAAACGCACGGAAUCCACCACCAGAAAGCCAAGCUUCGCUUCCGUUUUCGAAGUCAUAAUCUUCUCCUCUUUAGUCGCCACACUCAUCUCCAUGGUGGGACUUCUCAUCGCCGGGGAACAACACGAUUUGAAGAGGGAGAUGAAUGGUUUCCCGAAAGGGAAAGGUGCGUACGUCAUGGCUAUGGUGGGCCAAGCGGUUUCGUGGCAGAUCUACUGGGUUGGGAUCGUGGGACUUGUCUUUUCUGUUUCGAGCGUGUUGUCGAAUGUGAUCAGCGUCGUUACGUGGCCGAUCGUGUCGGUGCUUGUUGUGAUCUUCUUUAACUACAUGGACGAUGAGUUCGAUGUUUUCAAAGGUGUCGCCUUGAUCACUGCCGUGUUAAGCGCCGCCGCUUAUUUCUUUAGGCUUCAUAAAGAGAAUCGUAACAGUGCGUACUGAGUUUCUAUUUUUCCUUCAUUUUUUGGGUUAAUUAGUCAUGUAUUAUAUUGUUUAAUUGUGUGUAUAAUGUAUUAAUGUUAGUGUGAUUUACAAUGAAAUGUUUGCAAGUGUCAAGUCUUUGUAAUUGCGAUUUCAACGCCUUCUCUCUCAUUCUAUCAUCAGGUAUCUGACUUACUUCUCUUCUUGGAGAGUUCUGUAUUUGUCCCAGAAGUACUUUGUGGUCUGUUUUCAUCCAUAUCUUAA